Emericellopsis atlantica is the source of this 1136-nucleotide messenger RNA. Its product is annotated as Ctr copper transporter family-domain-containing protein. Gene Ontology annotation, cellular component: membrane. The transcript is spliced from 2 exons. The record is from RefSeq and is a predicted model, not a curated record. Gene Ontology annotation, molecular function: copper ion transmembrane transporter activity. Gene Ontology annotation, biological process: copper ion transmembrane transport. Bases 111 to 659 code for a protein of 182 amino acids. Lineage: Eukaryota; Fungi; Ascomycota; Sordariomycetes; Hypocreales; Bionectriaceae.
UGGCUUCGACUCAUAAGACCACCAGUGCACCACGCUUCACUUCAUCACCCGACCUCAGUACCCGACUAGACAGGACAAAGCCAGCCAGAAAUCAUCUCACAGCCGACAAGAUGGACCACUCAGGCAUGGAUAUGGGCGACACCGCCGAUUGCAAAAUUGAGAUGCUCUGGAACUGGAACACGAUAGACGCCUGCUUCCUCUCCGAGUCAUGGCGGAUCGAAAACCAGGGCAUGAUGGCAGCCACGUGCAUCGGCGUCAUGUUGCUGGCCGUCCUCAUUGAGUUCUCGCGUCGCCUCGGCAGGGAGUACGAUGCCUUCCUCACACGGCAGUUCCAGCGUCAAGCAUGCGCCCACGGCACGAGCCUCGCAGCCAAGGGUUGCGGUGGCUCGACGGAGCCGUACACCCCUACGAUCACGUACCGCGCCACUGUGCUGCAGCAGUUCAUCCGCGCUCUGCUGCAUGCCGUCACCUAUGGCGGUGCGUACAUUGUCAUGUUGCUGGUCAUGUACUUCAACGGCUACAUUAUCAUCUCGGUGUUUUUGGGUGCCGGCUUGGGCAAGUUUCUCUGCGACUGGCUGGUCGUGAAGAUUGACGUGCAGAAUCUCGAGGUGGACCGGGCCCCUGCUGGCAUCGACGAGGCCACGGUGUGCUGUGGUUGAGAGGGGCAGGCGAGGAGAAGCGAUGCAUGUGAGCGAGGAGCAUUAUAAUACCCCGAUGUCGUUGGCAGGAAGCAAAUGAUUGGAUACAUAUUAGAAUUUAUUAGAGCGCAAGGCCUUGUGAUCGGGCCCCAAACAUCAGACCCGUCUUGCAUCCGGUCAUUGCAUGGGACGAGACGUGCCUAACUUAUUGAUGCACUGGGUACAGACGUGAACACGCAACGUCCGCAGGCGGGAUAAAUCCGGCUCCCAGCGUAGGCCAGGAUUUCUGAAGCAUUCGGCGUCCAUUUGUCGGGAUUGUUGGCGUGAACCUCUUCUCAGUCGAAAGCCUCUGCGCGGGUGUCAAUCGGCGGUAUGUGCUGAAGAAAAUACAUGUAAGGAUAUCACCGGGUACACCCGCAAACUAGAUGAGAUGGAGCCUAUAACAGGCUAACAAUAACUUUACAUAGACUACUAUCGGUUUUGGACACAAAUUACAUG